This is a messenger RNA of Seminavis robusta, 1227 nucleotides long. The record is from the annotation of a GenBank genome assembly. Lineage: Eukaryota; Bacillariophyta; Bacillariophyceae; Naviculales; Naviculaceae.
AUGUUGGUAUCUCGCUUUGCAGCCCGUGCUUUGGCGCGUCAAACUACGGCCCGAACCAUUCUGGCCACUACCAGUCGACCCACUGUCUAUACCGCCACUGCUAAUUUUCCUAUUCAACAAAAUUUCUUUAGCAGCCAAGCAUCCGAUGACGAUUCCGCCGACGAGGUUCAUCCCGACGAUGCUCCCACUGCCAUUGCCAAGCAACGCCAACGUAUCGUAGUGGCCGUUGGCGGAAAUGCCUUGCAACGACGAGGAGAACGAUUGACCAUUGAAAACAUGCUCAAGGCAGCGGCCGAUAUGGCACCCACCAUUACGCAAUUGGCACGAGAUCACGAACUCGUUUUGACGCAUGGAAAUGGACCACAAGUAGGAGAAUUGGCGUUGGAACGAAGUGCCGCCACGUUGGAUGUUUUGGGCGCCGAAUCCAUGGGUCAGAUUGGAUUUGUUCUGGCACAAGCACUGGCCAGUGCGGGAUGUUGUGCCGUGCCCAUUUUGACACAAGUCGUCGUCGAUGAUUCCUCCUCCAAUGAAGCAUUUUCCAAUCCUACCAAAUUCGUCGGUCCCAUUUACGGUGCCAUGGAAGCACAGGCAUUGGCACAAUCGUUGGGAUGGACCGUCAAACCCGAUGGAGAAUAUUUCCGUCGUGUCGUGCCCUCUCCCGCGCCCCUCGAAAUUUUGCAACUCGAUGCCGUAAAAGCCUUGUUGGAAACCACAGAGCCCAAUGCGCGAAAUCCCGUACUGCCCAUUGCAUGUGGUGGAGGAGGUGUUCCCGUGGCACGAAUUCCGUCCAACCCCAGCACACUGCAAGGUGUCGAAGCCGUCAUUGAUAAGGAUGCCUGUGGUGCCAAACUCAGUACCGAAAUACAAGCCGAUGGAUACAUUAUUCUGACGGAUGGUGGUGGUAUUUGGGAAAACUUUGGAAAGCCCAAUGCACGAGAAAUGUCCAAGGUGACACCGGAAUACUUGCUGGGAACCAAGGCGGGCAAGGCGUUCCCCGGUAGCAUGGGGCCCAAGAUUCAGGCCGCCGUGGACUUUGUCACGGAUCCCAAUGCCAAACCAGGAGCCUGGGCGGCCAUUGGGGAUCUCAAGGAUGCCGCCAGAAUUUUGUCGGGACAAGAAGGAACCCUGGUCACCACGGAAGUGUCCACACCCGGUGGAGUCGUAUGGCGAGAAGGAAAAUCCGGACCGACCAAGAAACCCACCAAGGAAGCACAUCGAUAUGGUUAG